AUGAGAUCGGCGCCAGGACCCCAGCCGUCGAAGAGCGAUCCCUGGGAUCUGGCAAGAGGCCAGCGGGGCGCGGGAGUAAGGCGUCAGGAGGAUGCCGAUGAGACGGACUCGCUGAUGUUGGCAAAGGAGGCCGACGGCGAGGAGUUGGCGGAGGAUGAUCCCAUGGACGAGGAAGAAGAUCACUCGCCGGGCGACAUGCGCAAGGCAGGCGAGAGGCGUCGUGGAGAAAAACGUGAAGAACGCGGAGAGGCGACGGGAUUAAAUCGCUCGACAGACGAAGUGUGUGGGAGUGGCGCAAGGCGACGCGGGAGCGCGGAGGCAGAUGGCGCGACCGACGAAAUGGGUGGGGGCGGCGCGAAACGCCAGGGGAACCGCGCGGAUGCAGAUCGCGCGCCAGAGGAGGUGCGCGGGAAGGAAGCGAGGUGCCAGGGGAAUCGCGCGGAGGCAGAUCGCGCGCCAGAGGAGGUGCGCGGGAGUCAAGCGAGGCGCCAGGGGAAUCGCGCGGAGGCAGAUCGCGCGCCAGAGGAGGUGCGCGGGAGUCAAGCGAGGCGCCAGGGGAAUCGCGCGGAGGCAGAUCGCGCGCCAGAGGAGGUGCGCGGGAGUCAAGCGAGGCGCCAGGGGAAUCGCGCGGAGGCAGAUCGCGCGCCAGAGGAGGUGCGCGGGAGUCAAGCGAGGCGCCAGGGGAAUCGCGCGGAGGCAGAUCGCGCGCCAGAGGAGGUGCGCGGGAGUCAAGCGAGGCGCCAGGGGAAUCGCGCGGAGGCAGAUCGCGCGCCAGAGGAGGUGCGCGGGAGUCAAGCGAGGCGCCAGGGGAAUCGCGCGGAGGCAGAUCGCGCGCCAGAGGAGGUGCGCGGGAGUCAAGCGAGGCGCCAGGGGAAUCGCGCGGAGGCAGAUCGCGCGCCAGAGGAGGUGCGCGGGAGUCAAGCGAGGCGCCAGGGGAAUCGCGCGGAGGCAGAUCACGCGCCAGAGGAGGUGCGCGGGAGUCAAGCGAGGCGCCAGGGGAAUCGCGCGGAGGCAGAUCGCGCGCCAGAGGAGGUGCGCGGGAAGGAAGCGAGGCGCGAGGGGAAUCGCGCGGAGGCAGAACGCGCGCCAGAGGAGGUGCACGGGAGUGAAGCGAGGCGCAGCAGGAGCAAAGCAGCUGAGCCCUGGUCAAGGGAGCGAGGGGAGGAGGAGAAGAGGCGUGCUGCACCAGCAGGAGUGUAUCGUUCGCCCGAGCCAGGACAAGGCCGUGCGGGCAGGAGGCGUAUGGCGAUGGGAGAAGGGAGAUCGCUGGAAUGGUCAGAAGAGGAGGAGGACGAGGAUUACGAAGGAAAGCGCGUUCAGCACUCGCCAGCAAGGAGGCGGCGGCCAGCGGAGAAGGCGCGAGGCAGGGGUAGCAUACGAUCGCCACCCAGCGCCUCAAGGGAACAGGCGGGAGCGCGCCGUGAGAAAGCAGAAGAACACCUGUGGGCAGAGAGAAGGGCUACAAAGGAAACAAGCGAAGAAGCAAGAAGGUGGCCCGAGAGAGAGAGCCGUGAGAGGAGGGGCGAAGGAGAGCGAUACCAAGGGGGUGAAGAGGCAGGAAGAAAAGGGGAAACGGGGAAACGGGAUCAGGAACGCCGAGGCUGGGAAGAGUGUGGAGAUUAUGAGGAAAGAGACAGGUGGGACUCACCGGAAAGAGGAAGGGAGUGGAGGCGCGAGGAGGACUGGCGAGGCAAGAGAGAAGGUGUGCGGACACCAGAAGUCUCGAGGGCAGCAGAGAAGGAGCGACAGCGAGAGGACAGAGUGCGGCAGUACCAGGAGCGGUCCCCUGCAAGGGGAGAGAAGCGUCGGGAAGAUGCAGAGAGGCGCUGGGAGGAGCGAGAAGAUGCGCGAGGGAGGAGCCCUAGCCCGAUGGGCCCGAGGAGGCCGGGGCGUCACGGCAUAGGAUCUGCUGGAGCAAGAGCAGCUAGGGAGGGAAUAGAGCGAGUGCUGGACAGAGGAAAGGAGCGAGCCACGAAGGUAAGGGCAUGGGCAGUGGCAGAAGGGGAACAGAAGGACGAGAAAGAGGAGGCGGAAGUGUGUGAAUUAGUAGCAGCAGACACUGAAGGUAAGGAUGAGAAGGUGAGGGCAUGGGCAGCAGCAGAAGGGGAAGAGAAGGACGAGAAGGUGAGGGCAUGGGCAGUGGCAGAAGGGGAAGAGAAGGGCGAGGAGAAGGAGGCAGGAGUGUGCGAAUUAGUAGCAGCAGACACUGAAGGGAAGGAUGAGAAGGUGAGGAAAUGGGCAGCAACAGAAGGGGAAGGGAAAAAUGAGAGAGAGGGGAGCUGGGCGUGCGUACCAGUAGCAGCGGAAGCAGAGGAGAAGGACGAGCAGGUGGGGGCAGGAGUGGGUGUAAUGGCAGCAGUAGAAGUAGAGGAGAGGGACGAAGAGGCAGGGGCAAGGGCGUCUGUACCAGCAGCAGAAGAAGCGGAAGGGAAGGGCGAGAAGGAGGGAGCGGUGAAGGAAGGAGGGAAGACGGGGCUGAGCAGUACAGACAUGGGAGGGAAUGGUUGGCAGCCCUCGCUGAGGACAGCAGAGUUGUUCGGGGAAAUCGGGGCAGGGGCGAAGACUGGUGUGACGAUGAAGGAUUGGAUGCAAGCGCAGGGAAACAAGCUGGCGGAGCGGCAUGUGAGGAAGCUGCGGGGAGGAAGGCCAGAGCUGCUGGGGGAAGCAGAGUGGGAGAGUAAGGAAGUGGGGGCAUGGGAGCCCCUAGCAACAGGGGAAAAGGUAGUGGCUGAGAACGCAGAAGGGAACAGGGUAACAGGAGUGGGGACAGCACAAGGUGGGGAAAGGCCAGAAUAA
This is a messenger RNA of Closterium sp. Naga37s-1, 2796 nucleotides long. The record is from the annotation of a GenBank genome assembly. Lineage: Eukaryota; Viridiplantae; Streptophyta; Zygnematophyceae; Desmidiales; Closteriaceae.